Molecule: messenger RNA, 546 nt
Organism: Sparassis crispa
Lineage: Eukaryota; Fungi; Basidiomycota; Agaricomycetes; Polyporales; Sparassidaceae
Product: Zinc finger protein
Exons: 5
Coding region: 1-546 (181 amino acids)
Biological process (GO): positive regulation of cytoplasmic translation
Cellular component (GO): cytoplasm
Molecular function (GO): mRNA binding; single-stranded RNA binding; translation regulator activity
Source: RefSeq, a predicted model, not a curated record
AUGGCUUACCAGUUCAGCAGGAAGGGGUGUUUCAAAUGUGGAAACCUCGGUCACAUCGCCGAGAACUGCCCUUCCGAGCAGCGCCUCUGCUACAACUGCCGUCAGCCUGGACAUGAGUCAUCUGCUUGUCCUUCUCCCCGCUCAGUGGCACAAAAGCAGUGCUACUCGUGCGGGGGUGUUGGUCACAUCCAAGCAGAGUGCCCUAGCCUUCGAGUGCAAGCUUCGAACCAGAAAUGCUACACUUGUGGUCGUCCUGGGCAUUUUGCGCGCAACUGCCCCAAUGCAGCUGCUGGCAAUGGUUUUGCCUCACGUAUUCCUCCGCCUGGACGGGGUUUGAACACCUCCACUAUCCCGCCGGUCAAGUGCUACCGAUGCGGAGGUCCCAACCACAUGGCUAGGGACUGUUUAGCUGCACCCGGCACCACUGUCGAUUCCACUGCUGCUACUGCCAGUGGAAAUCCAAACAAGAACAAAACGUGCUACAAGUGUCAGCAGGAAGGACAUAUUGCGAGAGAUUGUCCUGAGAAUGCCGAAUACGCGACUUAA